GUGGGUUAGAGUUUAUAAUUCAAGUGAACAUAUAUGCUAUUUUGAAAAAUAAACGUGAAAUGAAAUCGUAUAAUUAAUUAUUUUUUUAUAUGUUAUAUUCCUAUAUAAAUAAUACUUAUUUCUUACAAUGGAAAUACAAUUUGGUCCAAAUGCUAUCGAUGAGCCGAGUUUGCUCUACAAGCUGCAGCGCAAAAUCAAAGUGUUUAAUACCAAUAAUCCUUUGCCAAAUCGUGGAUAUAACUUAGUAGCUUGCACUAGUAGAUAUGGCAUAGUAUUUGUAGCUUCACCCAAUGCCAUAUUAUCGGUAUAUUAUCUACGAGAAUUGAUUGACAAGGAAUGUGAGCCUCAGCAUUUAUCCGUUAAUCUUCAAAUAGAGCCUAGCCAUAUUGCUGUAAACUGUAAUCAAGAAUGGUUAGCUGUUAUCGGUGGGCAAUCUCUACAUGUUUAUAAAUGCAUGGACUUCCAUAAUGCAGAUAUACGGCCAUCUGUGUCAAUUAAAUGUGAGGUACAUCCAUCAACAUUUGUGUCAGCAUUACAAUGGAAUCCAUGCAUCCCAGAUACUUUAGGGAUUAUAUACUUUGAUGGCACCUUGCUCAUAAGUCAAGUCAGCACUAUGCAAGUGAAGAAAAUACAAUCAAAUGCAAGAUGUUUAUGUUGGAGUCCUAAAGGCAAACAGCUUGUAACUGGCAACAAUGAUGGCACACUCACUCAAUAUAAACCAGACUUGUCUCCUAUGAAAAUGGUUCCAACUCCGAAAUUGUUUGAAGGAAGUCCCGUUGAAGCUUUAGCUAUUUACUGGAUCUCUACUUACCAGUUUGCUGUAGCGUAUCGAAAUUCAUCUGAUAGUAGUCGUCCAGCUGUGACAAUAGUAAACACUCCAAAAGGUGGUUUGCCCUCCUGUUAUAACUAUGAUGAUGUUUGCUACAGCAUGGGCUCCAAUAGACCGUGGUAUUAUUAUCUACAAGGACUCGCCCAAUGGAAUAUAAUUAUUUCAUCAUCGUCAAAUAGCAUGGAGAUAGCGACACUAUCAACGACAGAUGGGUCGAAUUGGAUUCAAUGGUGUCAGACUGAUGAAGCAAGACCUGAAUUACCGUUGACCGAUAAAAGACAAGAAAACUACCCCGUCGGUAUUUGUAUUGAUACAGCUGCUGUUCAUCAGUUACCUUGGGGAGAAAACGAAACUCUUCCACCGAUGCCUCUACUCCACGUGGUAUCUCAAACUGGACUAUUGUCUAUUUUCAAUAUUGUGAAUCUAAACAAAUCGGCACCUCAAAUAUGUACGCCGACUCAACCUAUUGCCUUACCAGCGGCUGCUUUAACAAGAAACAUUCCUGAUGACGUGCCGUCGCAGCCUGAACCGCCACCAGUCGUCGCUCAACCAAAGCAACAGAUUAUACAACAGCAACCAUUGAUGCAAUCACAGCCAGUUAUACAACAGCAGCCCGUUGUACAAUCGCAACCAAUUAUACAACCGCAACCGAUAAUACCGGAACCUCAAAAACAACAGACUGUUAUUGCACCCGUGAAGGCUAUACCACAGCAACAAAGUAGCCCAUCGUUCGUACCAGCAGCCAGCAUACAAAUGACUAAAGAACCAACACCGCCUGCUGUUGCUGAACCCCCCAUCUCUGUGCCUCAACCAAAGCCAAACGUUCAAGUGCCGAAACCUCAAGCCGUUCCAUCGCCUGAAGUAAGUGCCGCUCUGAAAUCAGAACAGGAAAGAAUAAACAAAGCGAAAGCGAACCAGGAACUGAAGAAUAUGCUCAUCAAAGAAGUGAACGACUUUCAAUUGGAGUUGUACAAUUUUAUGAAAGUCACACAAGAGAACCGAGAAAAGUUUACACGAGACAUUCAGUCAAUAAACUUGGACGUGGAAAUGAACAUGAACACGGAGACGUUGAGAAAAGAGUGUGACAUAGAAGAUCUACGUGAUAACGUAACGCAGCUCAAGAUGGAACUUGUGCGCGCAUGCGCAGUGGUCGCCGAGUCGAGGACGCAGGCCGAAGCGAAAGAACACCAAGAAUGGUCUCAAAUGGAUCCACUGACGGCAAAACGAAUAGCAUCUGUAAAGAAACUCUCCUACUACGUCCAAAAUCAGCUAGAUCAAGCACUUAAAGCGCUUGAUCACAAAUGGAACGAAAAUGAUGCAAAAGAUCAGUUUUGCAAACCUGGAGAACGAAUGAUUCGUCCCAUAUUAGAUGACGUAUACCAGCCUCUAGUGAAACAGCAGGAAAUACUGUGUCGUCAGCAAGCUGAACUGAAAGCUUUAAGAAAAACAAUGAACGAAUGUAAUUUUACACCAAUGUUCAAUUCGACGUCACUCUUACGAAGCACGCCUUUUAAAAACAAAGACCCUCUAUCGAAACUCACCAAAAAUAUUCUAAAUAUGAGUAUUGUACCUCAAAACAAAGCAAAGGAACAAUUACUUAAUUCCCAGAAGUUAGACGCACUUCGUGACGUUUUAUCAAACCAUAAACCAAUCAAAAUUAAACCGGUCAACCUGGAAAUAACACAACACCUGGAAACCCUGAAACAGAGGUACGCAAAGAGUAUUAAAGAGAAAGAAGAAAAUAAACUACAACAGGUACCAGUAAAAAUUGAACCCGUAGAAGAAUUCGUAGCCCAAAAAGAUAUCAAAAAAGGAGAAUCGUUGGAAAUAAAUCCUAAACCACUAUUUCCGUCGUUCCCUCAAAUGCCGAUGAAAACAGAGCAGGAGCAAAAACCUUUUGCUCCUGCUCUUAAUACACAAAACUUCACUCAGAAGUUAACAAACGUGCAGCCAAUGAAAAGCGAAAGUAAUAUAUUCAUGUCUCAAAAGAUCGGAGCUCCUACUGCUUUCGCUUAUGCACAAUCAACGACAUUGGAGACCAAACCUGAUAUAGUAAAAGAAUCGCCCAUUAUUACACCAUCGUACACGCCAUCGACUAAUUUGAAACCCGUUAAAGCUGCUAGUGUUGCCAGGACAUUGUUUACUGAUACUGAUUCAAAAGAAAAACCAUCCGAAUCACCUUUUUCGAAGCCUCCUAGUCAAGUAAUUGAACAAGCACCAGUUUCACAACCAAAAGUGACGCCUGUGACUCCAGAUACAAAAAGUUUACUAAGAAAAAUGAUACUCAAAAAUGGCGCAGGCUCUGCAGAAAGUACGCUGCAACCCGCUGAACCAAAGAACGAUGCUAAUACCUUUAUGGGCCAAAAUAUUUGUUCGCCUACUACGUUCAGCUUUUCAAAACCACCGACUGCCGCUGCGCCAGCAACUGUAUUCGCUUCAAAGCCCACUAACAUAUUCACCAAGAUUCAAAGUCCAACAUCCGAAGCCACUGUUUCUUCACCCGUUAAUCCAAAAUCUGAUGAAACAGGUGAACCAGAAGCUAACACAGCUUCAUCAAAAGUUGAUAAAACGAAAGAAGAGAAACCAAUAACCAAUAUGUUCAGUUUGAAAUCACCGUUGGUCAGUAAAAAUCAAAACGUGCCCGAUGUUUUGAAGAGCAGCAGCCAAGGAUUUGCAUUUGGUAAAACUGAAACGAAAGGUGUCGCUAAGUUAGCCGAAGACAAGUCUAAGGAAAAUGUUCCAGAAAAACCUAAAGAAAACAUUCAGCAAAAACCGGUACCUGAAAAUAAAAACAACAAUGAACUGACACCCAAUCUAGCCGCAAUGACUAGCAAAACUCCAGCACAGUCUGUUAUAAUAGUUGACCUCAAGAAGCCUGCUGCUGAAGCUAAAGUGGAAAAAGUUUCACUAUCAAUUUUUGCCGGGACCACAGUCUCACCUCCUCCUACAGUUUCUAAACCGUCAAUUGAACCUGUUUCACCUGUGACUGAACAGGCCUCUGUAUUUAGUACAUCAGUAUCAUCUUCAUCCGCAGAAAACUUAUCAAAACAAGUUACAAUAACUACCACAGCGUCUAAGCCGUCUGUGUUCGGACAAGCUGUCGACCAAUCAUCAAAUAUUAUACCUUCAAGUACACCGCCACCUAAGGCAUUAGAAAUAAAAGAAAUUAAAGAUGACUCCCAAAUAGAAACAAACGCAAGUCUAUCAGAUAAUGCUGUGAAGAAUGUGACAGAUGAUGUUUUCAGUGCAGCGUCUCCAGAAACUGCAUUUAGUUCUACAUCCACAACAUUAACUACAAUUACAACAACAAGUGAAUCCAAACCAAUAGUGUUUAGUACGCCCGUGACAACUACGUCUGCGUCUAUGUUUUCAAGCACGCCACAGUCCUUUACGUCGCAGCCACCAGCGUUUGCGUCUAACGCGUCUUCAGUUUUCGCAUCAGCUUCCGCCGCUGCAUUCGGUCCUCAAACCACUCAAGCCUCUAUAUUUGGUACAGCAACAUCACCAUCGAAUAUAUUCGGUUCUACGACGUCUUCGUCUAUAUUCGGUGGUUCUUCUUCCGCGCAAAGCUUAUUUAGUGCUGCAGCUUCGAAAUCUGUAUUCGGUGCCACUCCAGCGGCGACUACACAAAGCAUAUUUGGUACAUCACCGACCAUUACUCAAGCAUCUGUGUUUGGAACAAACCAAUCUGUAUUUGGAACGUCACCUACGGCGAGUCCAGGUUUUGGGACCCCGUCGACUCAGGCUUCUAUAUUCGGAACUCCUCCACCAGCGACACAGACUUCUGUGUUCGGAACUCCGACGCAAACAACACAAGCGUCGGUAUUUGGAACACCGACGGCGGUCACUCAAGCGUCCAUAUUCGGAACACCUACUACUACAGCUCAAAGCGGAUCCCUGUUUGGCAACGCUGAGUCUAAUUUGUUUGCAAGUGCAAGUAUAUCGACUACUAGUGCUCCUUCUCAGACGAGUGGAGGAAAUAUAUUUGGAUCCUCAUCGAAUUCAGUAUUUGGAAGCAGUACUGCCAACGUUUUUGGUAGUAAACAAGGUUUCACUGGCUCGAAUCCUACCGCGGCCAGCAUUUUUAGCGGAGGUGGAGCAGCCUUCGGUCAAAAGCCGGCCACUGACUUUUGGAGCGGCGGCAAUACGAGCGCAUUCGGAUCUCCCGGUUUUGGUCAACAACAACCAACGACCCAAGCUUCUUCAAUAUUUGGAACUUCAGGCGGUAGCUUUAGUGCUACCUCCGCUCAGCCAUUUGGUAGUCCGGGACCGUUUAGCGGUGGUGAAGCUAAAUCAGUGUUCGGAUCUCCUCCCCAACAACAAACGGCGCCGGGAGCGUUUGGAGGAUCACCUGUAUUUGGAACAAAACCAAUGUUUGGGGGACAACCCAGUUUUGGUUCUCCGGCGUUUGGUGGUUUCAACAAGAGUCCAAGUAGUGGAUUUGGCGCACCAGCCUCAUUCGGCGGCACCGGCUUCGGCGGAUCUCCCUUCGGAAAUACAUCACCGAGUAAAGGCUUCGGGAAUUCUUCACCUAACUUCGGGUCACCUACACAAUCGAACGCCACCUUCGAGAGUCUAGCGACCCAGAACACGCUGACGUUCGGCAACCUGGCGCAGCAGUCGGGGCAGCCGCCGCAACCCGCACCCACCUUCAACCCAUCGCCAUCGUUCACGGGUUGGCGGGGCUGAUGAUCGUAUUACAAGGAACGUGCUGCGAAAAAACAGCGAUAAAUGGACUUUCGAAUGGAAAUAAAACAGUUGAAAUUGUUUAAAACAAAUUAUAAGAUAUUUGAUAUUAGCAAAACCGUAAGAUGAUUCGAAAUUUAAACUGCGUAACUUAUUUUAUGUAAAAAAAAAAAACCUUUAAAACAAGAUCUUAUUCAAUGUG
Molecule: messenger RNA, 5717 nt
Organism: Vanessa tameamea
Lineage: Eukaryota; Metazoa; Arthropoda; Insecta; Lepidoptera; Nymphalidae
Gene: Nup214
Product: nuclear pore complex protein Nup214
Exons: 29
Coding region: 128-5518 (1796 amino acids)
Biological process (GO): RNA export from nucleus; protein import into nucleus
Cellular component (GO): nuclear pore
Molecular function (GO): structural constituent of nuclear pore; protein binding
Source: RefSeq, a predicted model, not a curated record